Molecule: messenger RNA, 1733 nt
Organism: Vespula pensylvanica (western yellowjacket)
Lineage: Eukaryota; Metazoa; Arthropoda; Insecta; Hymenoptera; Vespidae
Gene: shu
Product: inactive peptidyl-prolyl cis-trans isomerase FKBP6
Exons: 6
Coding region: 135-1481 (448 amino acids)
Molecular function (GO): protein binding; peptidyl-prolyl cis-trans isomerase activity
Source: RefSeq, a predicted model, not a curated record
UUGGUUUUGUUUACACUAGUUCAUAGAUGUCACUGAUGCUCAUUUGAUUCUUUAAUAUAAGAUAGUCUUUUGUUAUGAUCGAACUGUUUAAAGAUUUAUUUAGAUAUAUUUAAUAUAAUUAUAAAACAUUCAACAUGACAAAGCCUUUAAAUCUUCGGGAUGGGUUUACAUUGAGCGAUUUAUUGUCUCCAGACGGUUUUACCGUUGAAAUUGGAGAUGAAUAUUUCCAGGAAGAAGAAGAGGAUAAUUUUUCAUAUAAUCCGAAUGUAUUUUUAUCAAACGAAGAAUUAAUUAAUAUGCUUAAUAUGGAUGAUUUCAAAACUGACGAAACUGAAGAUGAUGAAAAUGAUGAAGCUACAGGUACUAUGCUUUGUGGAAUAAGCUUCGCAACAAUGAAAACAAAAAUGAUUCCGGUAACAAAGGAUGAAAAGGUUAUGAAAUUAAUUAAACGAAAAGGAGUUGGUGAGAUUGUACCAUACAAUGCUCAGGUCACUAUCAAAUAUAUAAGUUAUUUUGAAUAUAAUGAUGAACCUUUUGAUUCGACAUAUGCGCAUGGGCAUCCAAAAACUGUUCGUCUUAAUCAGGACUUAUUAAUUCCUGGUCUAGAAGUUGCUAUAACCUCUAUGGAAAAACAUGAAAUUGCUAUUUUUAUUAUUCAUCCUGAUCUUGCAUAUGGACGUUUUGGAUGCCCUCCUCGUAUUUUACCUAAUGAAGAAGUUAUGUUUGUUAUUCAUGUGGUUGACUUCCUUGAUAAUGGGUCAGCUGAUACUUAUCUUAAUUUAAAUAUGGAAGAAAAAAAAUUAUUUUCAAAUAUUGUUAAAUGUAUUAACGAUUUGCUUAAUACAGCCAAAUAUAAUUUUAUAAACAUGAAGACUAAAAAAGCUAUACGGGUAUACGAAAAAGCUAUACGUUUAUUGGAAAAUGCAGAACUAAAAGAUGAUAAGGAAGAAGAAGAAGUAAAAAAAUUACUUUCCAGAUCUUAUAAUAAUCUUGCAAUAUGUUUUAAUAAAGAAGAAAUGCCACGCCGUGCUUGCAUGGCUUGUAACAAAGUACCCAUACCUACUGUUAAAACUUACUUCAAUCAUGGCAAAGCACUGGUGAAAAUUGGGGAAUAUAUAAAAGGUUUGAAUGAAUUGCAAAUUGCAUACAAAAUGGAACCAAAAGAUAAAGAUAUAUACAAAGAAAUUUGUUUGGCGAAUGAAAAAUAUAUUAAAUAUAAUGAAAUAGAAAAACGAUUAUGGUCCAAUUGUUUCAAUUUUUCUAAAAAAGAGAAAAAAGAGACUGAAUUUCAAAAAGCAGCUCGAGAAAUGUGUGAAUCUUUUGCUAAAGAUAAUUAUCUAUCAAGACAACCAUUUCCUGAAGGCUUAACACGAGAAGAAGAGAAUUAUAUACGCGAGCAAGCAGCUGCAUUGGGUCUUAAUGUUGUUUCUCAAACAAAGUAUGGCAAGAAGAUGUUAUAUUUAACUAAAACAAAAUAUUGACUAUGACGAUUUUUAAAGUGAUAAGCUAGCAAUAAAAAUAGUAUUUUUUUUUUUACGAAUCGAUCGUAAAACGAUGUGUUUAGUGAAAAAAUAAAAAUGAUAUUUUUUUUAUUAAUAGUAUGAAGAAGAUAAAUGUAUAAUUUUUUAUUUUUAUAUAAUUUUUUUCUAAUGAAAUAUUAAAUAAUAUAUGAUAAAAUUAUAUGCAAACAUUUUAUUUGCCAUUUAUUUGUCAAUCAACAAAAAGAAAAUUCA